Molecule: messenger RNA, 452 nt
Organism: Fomitopsis serialis
Lineage: Eukaryota; Fungi; Basidiomycota; Agaricomycetes; Polyporales; Fomitopsidaceae
Exons: 1
Coding region: 109-360 (83 amino acids)
Source: RefSeq, a predicted model, not a curated record
GGGCGGUCUGGCGAGAAGCGAGCUCAGGCGUCUCCUGACUCACUAACCUCUGGUGUAUGCUGUUCGUCGUUUGCGGUGGCGUCGCCACGUCUUUACAGGCCUAACAGCAUGGCAUCCGUUCCAUUGCCCCAUCCAGGCUCGGUUCAACAGCCGCCCAGCCAUCCCACGUUUCCCCCGACUGCGUGCCGUGGCCCUCGCAAAUCUCAGUAUCUGCGAAAUCGAUGUACCAAUACAAAUUCGCACUGGUUCACUCUGCAAACAAUACCGCAAUGGCAGCAAUCAUCGCUACAGAACGAACAAAAUGGUGCAUCCGAGUAUUUCUGCCGUUCAUGCUUGUCCCGCAUCGACGUCUGUAACUAAUGUUGCGCUGGUGUCAUCUGCCUAGCAUCGACCGAUCGCACUGUCGUUUUCUCGACUGGACGUACGUGUCAAUCACGGCCUCUUCUCGUUCA